This is a messenger RNA of Hyposmocoma kahamanoa, 3188 nucleotides long. RefSeq lists its product as uncharacterized. NCBI's taxonomy places the organism in Eukaryota, Metazoa, Arthropoda, Insecta, Lepidoptera, Cosmopterigidae. Bases 3 to 1421 code for a protein of 472 amino acids. The record is from RefSeq and is a predicted model, not a curated record. The transcript has 10 exons.
UGAUGCUAUGCGUUGCAGCUACCGUGCAAACGGUAUUUGCUGGCUAUUGCUCAAUGAACACUUUCAAUGACAAUUCCUCUUCGAUGCACUUCACCAAGGAGCCCGUGCCUCUGGAUUAUGGCUUCUCUGACAAAUUCAAAAGCAUACAUUGCUGCGUGAAAGGAUAUAGAAGUAUUGAAUGGUUUAAAGAUGGAGUGGCGUACCCGUGGUCGGCCGGUGUUUCAAACUUGAUCCUGUACCCUGAAGCGGCUAAUCAAACUUUGUACACGCACCGCGCGGCUCGCUCCGACUCGGGAAAUUACACCUGCCGCAUCAGCAAUGAAACACACAGUGAAACUCAUACUGUUACCCUCGAUAUACUAGAAAAUCCAGCGGACAGCCCGAAAACAAUGUUUGUUUCUAAGGACCAGUGGGUGGAAGAGGGUGGCCGGCUGCGGUUGUUCUGUGAGGCUCUUGUCGGUCGUUCUUAUCUAGCUGACGCCAAAAGCGAUCUCCGAUGGUACAAGGUUUGGCCCAAUGGCACCGAAGGUGAUUUGCUCUCUACACAAACUGAAAUCAAGACAAAAAGAGACGACAUUGACGACAUAAUCGGGGCGUACCUGCUGGUGGAUAACGUGCAGGCACAAGACUACGGCACGUACGCAUGUGUAGUGCACAGCAAUGACGUUCUCUUCGUCUUUAGAAACUAUGUCAUUGUUAGGCAUAAAAAUGAAGGCAGACUCAUAUUAUGGUCGAGCGACAGCGAGGUUCCUUGGCGGACGCUGUUGCUAGGUGGGGUGGCGUUGACGUUGCUGCUGGCCUCGCUGUUGGUGCUGCAUCGGCGGUAUUCCGCGGGGUUCUUGCUCGCCGUGAGACACGCGAGGGCUAGGACACACACUUCUGCACAUAGAGCUAGAGUUCUCGAGAAAGAUUUUGACGUCGUUGUGUGCUCGACGGAGGUGGACAACGAGUUAGUGCGCGGCGCUCUCGUACCUACACUCGCUCUCAAAUACAAGUACAGAGUUCAUACUGUGCCGUUGCCUACGCAGCCUGAUACAUGGUACAAGGAGUUGACCGAAGAGGUGAACCGGAGCCGGUCGCUGGUGGCUGUUGUGUCCCCCGCGCAAUACUCGCCGCAGCAGCUGCUGACCGCGCUGCGACAGCUCAGGGCGUUGACGGUACCGCCAGUCGUGGUGCUGCUACAGGACCUGCCGAAUCUGAAACGCGAGGCGAAGGACUCCGGCGAGAGCUUGGUCGAAGUGCUAAGGCGCACGACUCUCGUGCCGUGGCGGCACAUGCACGAGAAGCACUUCUGGAAGCAGCUGCGCCUCGCGUUGCCCGUACCGCCACCGCCAAACACCGUCAGAGAGAUAAAACCGAACGACACGAAAACGGAAGAAAGCAAGAACUCUCGGUCGGGGAGUCUAACAGCGCUUGUUUGAGCUUUAAAUGUUUGAAAACGUUUGAAGCCGUCGGUACGGCAGACGCGAUGUAUAUAAAGUAGUGAUAGCGAGUGUCUAACACUGAAAAGCGAAACGCGUGCCACACACGACAAUAAGCACGAACUUUUGAAUCACUUGGUUUGUUUCUACAGGUACAUUAUAAAAAUCAAAGAUAACUUUAUUUUUGAAAUUUGUACUUCUUUAUCAUUUCUCAAAUAAAUGAUUGAGAGGUAUAAUGGGUUUCCGCGAUUCACUAAUUUACCUGUAGCUAAUUUAAGUCUGGAAUUAUUGCAUGACCUCGAACAAAUCACAUGGAUCUGAGGUAACGUUUUUUUAUUCAAAUCAUUUUCUAAAUAUUAGGUCCGUAUGUUAUUAUUUUGCUACAUUAUACUGCCCGCCUUUUCGCAGCCAGAUGCAAUGAAAUCUACUACCGAAAAUAAUACAAAUUAGUAGAAACUGGUAUAAACGGUAACACUGUUUAAAGAUUCACAGAUAAUUAGUAGAAACCGUACCUUAUAUGGUAACACUGCCCUGAGAAGACAAUAUCAAUAACUUGGAUGUAUUUUGCAUUAUGUCUAUCUUUACGCAGUUAUUGUGCAUGUAUCACUAAUAAUCCACUAUGUUCAAUUUAAAUUGCCGCGGAAUAGAAUCUAUUUUUUGUAAUUAUAACAUAAUGAACUAGCCCAAAAACGGGUCCCUCGUCUUCUCGAGAAUUCUCGCGCAAUCUCUUACCAUAUCGUGUUCAUAUGCUAUGUACAUUUUUUUACAACAAUUGAAUUACAUUGCCAUCCGCAGCAAUAUAUAUAUAUAUUUAUAGCGCACAUAUAAUAUAUAAUGUAAUAAAGCCCCAAAAAAAAAGUAAAGUAGUAAAAAGUAGAGCAAAAUUUACAUUGUACGAAAAGGUUACAAUUGCCUGGUCUUUAAGUAAAGAAUUCCCUGGAUUAUGAAUACCAGACCAGAACCAAUUUAGGAUAGUUCAUUUCCCAGAUUGGUUCUACCGGGAAUCGAACUCGAGACCUUCGCAACCUGCCCCCACCGUGCAAACCGUUGCGCCGAGAUUAUUUACCUUACUCAUUAUAGCUAAACAAAAUGUUGAAUAUUUUUGCACAAAUUCCAUUCAUGUAAAAUUGAACAGCACCGAGACUAUUUACUGUAAUUUGAAACAAUAGAAAAUAUAAAACGUUAAAAAUGACGUUAAAUGAUUCUUAUCUAUGUAAGAUAUUGAUAAAAACGUAUUAGUAAAAACGGUGCUCGAGUUGAAAUUAUAUGCCACCGUUCUAAAACUACGCCGCAUUGUAAUAUUACCUCAAUAGUGAUUCAAAUAGUGCUUUUGUGAUGUCAAUCUGUUAUCAAGACUGUGAGUAGCUAUUAAUUAUAAUUGAACAAUGUAUCACACUAUUUUAUUUAGCAUUUAAGACUUAUUUCUCUAUACAGUUUUCUAAGAUCUCAACUGUCUUUCGGCUGGUGACGAAUAAAUUAUUCCGCUUCUAUUUCGCAUACCAAAGGAAACAUGUAUCAUGACAAUUUGUUCUUUCUUUCUAUUUAUUUUGUCUUUUGCAUUCACAGUUAAAGGGUUUUCUCUAUUUUCUAACCCGAAACCAAUGGAUGCAGCGGAGAGGAGACAUGUUAUUAUACCUUGUUCAUGUAGUUGGAUAUAUUAUAAUUUGGUUUAAAAAACAAAUAGUAUGAAUCACACUUAGUUGUUCAAAAUCUAAACAAAAAAUGUCAUUGUCAAAGUGUGAAUGCAGGCGUGCUAAACUUCUUUCG